CGUUAUCCGUGGUGUUGGUUGACCUCCAUCUUAAAUACCUUGGCCGAUCCUGUCCUGCGUUGCCCUGACCUUCUUGCGUGUUUGUAGUUCAUCAUUUCAUCACUGAUAUAUUGAUUGACGACGUUAUAACAUCUCACGAACACGAUCUCACCAUUACUCGAAAUAAUUAAAGUCGACCAUCAUUAUUAAACUUCCUUCGGGGUUCGGGGAUUGCGACUUUUGCAUCCACAAACCGCUUACACAACCAAGCCAAGCCGACAGGACCAUAUAAGUUGCCGCCUCCCGCCAUCAAUCCGCCCCGAUAGCAUAUCCGCGAGCAAUAACGUUAUAUAUACCAACCCAAAUCGUCCUGUCAAUUUCACAAGCCUUCAAUCCUUUCAAUUAUUCGACGGUAGUACGCAGAUGUUAUCAUAAGGUUUCCAACACACCCGAAUCCUCGUAUUGCGACAUUAGACUGCCAUAAGGCGUCUCAUUCAAAUACUCGCUUUCAAUUUCAACAUCUACCUACACCAAGGAACAACAUAAUCAUGGCGACCGAAACCGAUACUCUCUCGUUCUCGUUACCAACUAGUACUGCUCCCACCGAUUUUUCUGAAUCCACAUGCAUGCCUCACUCGACUCCCUUUUACCCAGUCCCCGACAAGCCAGCCGAGUGGGAUUCUAGAAUACCACCACUGCAGCCGACCCCACAAUCACAAGAUACUGUAUCAGGGGGUGGAUGUUUCAACGACGGAGGUCUUUUAUAUAGAGUUCAGGCUGAGCGCGAAUGUCGAGAGGGACCUGGCAAAACCGUUGAAGAGGCCUGCCAACGCUCUCUGAACCACUUCCCAUGUCCUGGACUCGCCUUUCCGAUGCCUGCCCUCGACUUUGAUUUUCGAAUCGCUGUUCGUUUAAAUCAAGAGGCUGUCCAUGUUGACUCAGGCAACACCAAGGAAAUUACCACCGUAGCAGCGGGAGUUUGGUCCGGAUCUUUUGGCCACGGCCGCGUCAUUGCAGGCGGAUAUGAUCUUGGCCAGGCACGCGGUUUUAGGCCCAUGAGGCUUGUCGAGGGCGCCUUUGUCGUCCAAACAAGUGAUGAACAGCCUGCACUUCUCGAAAUGCGCACUCGCGGUUCUCUCUCAGGACCCGCAGAUGUUCUCGACACUCUAUUAAGCCCUCGGGCCCCCAAGGACAUUGACCCACGACGAUAUGGAUUCCGCAUGUUCGCCACGUUCAAGACAUCCGACAAGCGUUACGCCGAAAUCGUCAACUGUGGAUUAUGGGUGGCCAGUGGUGCCUGGCGUGGCGAGCACUUGGUUAUCGAUGCCUACCGUGUUACAUGAAAAUUCGCAAAUCACCAGCAAGCGAAAGAUCCGAAUGACUUGACUUGACUUGACUUGACAGAAACGACAUAUUUAGCAUUGCAUAAGGGAUCCUGACUGGAUAGCGGAUCCCUCGGCGCACCACGGGAGUUGGUCUUUAAAUAGCCGAGUCAGUUUUCGACCCGGUUAGCAAAUAGGAGGAAAUGGACGGAUGAUGACGAUGCAUUGAGCGGCGUAGACAUUGGAUCUUGAGACUUUCCCAUCUAUUCCUUAAUCCUCAUUUGGUUGGGUAGUGAUGAAUUGAAUGACCUCCCUACUCAAAACCAUAUAGCGUUAUUUGACGACAAGCUAACAUUCCAUCUCAAUUUUGGUGCAUGUAAUUCCAUCCGGUACUUACGUCGGUCUCUUGCUCGGGUCAUAAUAUACCGAGGGUGCGUUUCCGAGUUAUCAUUAUCAAGCAAGAACGUUCUCCUCCUUGGGCGGCUAUCAUGGACCAAUUCUUGAUCAGUCGGUCACGCCAAUUUCUAUUGCUUAUUAGGACUAUGCCC
This is a messenger RNA of Fusarium verticillioides 7600, 1849 nucleotides long. RefSeq lists its product as hypothetical. The transcript has 6 exons. Bases 528 to 1322 code for a protein of 264 amino acids. Lineage: Eukaryota; Fungi; Ascomycota; Sordariomycetes; Hypocreales; Nectriaceae. The record is from RefSeq and is a predicted model, not a curated record.